GAGCAAAACACGGCGAUUUGUGUUGUCAGUAGGCUUGGGUGUGCAGAACCCGCUUUCGCAGAUGAAUUUAUGUACAGGCUGUCGGCCAUCGGGUCUGCGGAUUUAGUACUCGAAACCCGUCGAGGAUCCGAUCUUUUUCCAUUUGGACCAGUAUACGAGACCACAAAAACACCAUAGUAGGCUCUCAUCUCUCAUUAUUCGUCAUCACAAACUCAUGCAGAUGAUUAAUUCGUGGUUCCAGGGCGGUCCGAGCUUUAGAGAUGAGCCCGUGUCGCUCAUGGAUAGCUGGCGCGCGUACGAGGCUCAGGGUGGCGGUCUAGACAUGGAGAGUGGCGAGGGCUCGUCAUCUUCGGUGCCUGGGGGUGGGGGAUCUUCAGGAGCCGCAGGAGGUAGCGGGAUUCCCGGACUUAGCUUUGACGCUUUCACGCCGUAUUUUCAGAACGCGUCGGACUCCGUGAAUGCGACAUGGUCCAGUGUGUCGAAGAACGUGCAGGAGUUGCCAGGAAGCAUCCAGAAGCAGGCGAGCGCGCUGCCGUCGCGGAAGGCGCUUAUGUACUUCAUGCUGGUGCUGGCGACGGGCGUGCUCUUCCUCUUCCUCGCCUUCUCCAUGUUCCUCCCCGUCAUCGUCCUCGCGCCCCAGAAGUUUGCCGUCUGCUUCACCAUCGGCUGCCUGCUCGUCGUGGGCUCCUUCUUCGUGCUCAAAGGGCCCAUGGUGCAGCUCAAAAACAUGACCUCCACUGAGAGACUCCCAUUUUCGCUGUUUCUCACUGGGAGCAUGGUCAGCACAAUAUAUUGCUCAAUGGUUCUUCACUCCUAUCUGCUUUCAGUUAUAUCAUCUGGAGCUCAGGUCCUUGCACUUGUUUACUAUGUCGUGUCUUUCUUCCCUGGCGGCACCACUGGCUUGAGGUUUCUCACAUCCAUGUUUACAUCAGCUGCUUCUAGUCUAAUGAGAUAAUCUACUCUACCAAACUAAGUAUACAUGCCUAGCGUAAUUGAGUUUCUAGGUUGACCUCUCUGUAUCUAUUUGAUUUUCCGAAUUGGAUGAGGGACUUGCC
This is a messenger RNA of Closterium sp. NIES-67, 1055 nucleotides long. The record is from the annotation of a GenBank genome assembly. Lineage: Eukaryota; Viridiplantae; Streptophyta; Zygnematophyceae; Desmidiales; Closteriaceae.